CCAAACUCAUGACUCUGCACGUGCUGCUCCGGCUCCGCGUGGCCUUCUCAGCAUCCAGUCUUCUGCCUCUGCAGGGUAUCAGAAGAACAGAUGCUGUUCCUUGGGAUGCUAAAACAGCUGGUCGGCGGGACACAGAGCAAAGCCUCAGGCUGCCGGAAGCUUGUCUUGCCUUUGCAGUUUCUAGGUACCUCCCAGCACCGAAUCCCAGCAGAAGCCAACUUCCACUCUGCCUCAUUCUCGGAAGCAGAGCCUCCUCGGGUCUUGAUCACAGGAGGUCUUGGCCAGCUGGGAGUAGGACUUGCUAACCUCUUGAGGAAACGAUUUGGGAAGGAAAAUGUGAUUCUCUCAGACAUAAGGAAGCCCCCUGCUCAUGUCUUCCAUAGUGGCCCGUUUGUUUAUGCCAACAUCUUGGAUUACAAGAGCCUUCGUGAGAUUGUGGUGAACCACCGUAUCAGCUGGCUGUUUCACUACAGUGCCCUGCUGAGUGCCGUGGGAGAGGCAAAUGUGUCCUUGGCCAGAGAUGUGAAUAUAAAUGGACUGCACAACGUUCUAGAUGUUGCAGCCGAGUACAAUGUGAGAUUGUUCGUGCCCAGCACAAUUGGAGCCUUCGGACCAACCUCUCCUCGGAACCCUGCGCCCGAUCUCUGUAUUCAAAGGCCUAGGACCAUCUAUGGGGUGUCCAAGGUCCACACGGAGCUCAUGGGAGAAUACUAUUAUUACCGGUAUGGGUUAGAUUUCCGGUGCCUGAGAUAUCCUGGAAUCAUUUCUGCAGAUUCCCAGCCUGGAGGAGGAACAACUGACUACGCAGUCCAGAUUUUCCACGCUGCAGCAAAAAAUGGCACGUUUGAGUGCAACCUCGAGGCCAGCACCAGGCUCCCAAUGAUGUACAUCAGUGACUGCCUCAGGGCCACCCUGGAAGUCAUGGAAGCCCCUGCGGAAUGCCUGUCCAUGAGGACCUACAACAUCGGCGCCAUGAGCUUCACCCCAGAAGAGCUGGCCCAGGAGCUCCGCAAGCACGCGCCUGACUUCCGGAUCUCCUACUGUGUGGAUCCCCUCCGGCAGGCUAUAGCGGAGAGCUGGCCCAUGGUUCUAGAUGACAGCAAUGCCCGAAAGGACUGGGGCUGGAAGCAUGACUUUGAUCUUCCAGAGUUGGUGGCUACGAUGCUCAGCUUCCACGGAGUCAGCACCAGAGUUGCCCAAGUGAACUGAAAGAGGAGGAGCAGCCCCCACGUUGUCCAAGUGCCGGGGCAACGGCAUCUCUAAGUUGGAGAACCUGACUGAAUUCUAGCUGCUUACGGAACUGCUGGGUGGAGUUGGAGUUGCUUUACACACUACUUUUGUCGUGUGCCUAAAUUGGUCCAGAUACAUAUGCCAGAGAAAUGAAGUCCUAAGUGGUGGUAGCUAUCUCUCGGAAU
Apodemus sylvaticus (European woodmouse) is the source of this 1415-nucleotide messenger RNA. Its product is annotated as L-threonine 3-dehydrogenase, mitochondrial. The record is from RefSeq and is a predicted model, not a curated record. Gene Ontology annotation, molecular function: L-threonine 3-dehydrogenase activity. The transcript has 9 exons. Lineage: Eukaryota; Metazoa; Chordata; Mammalia; Rodentia; Muridae. Gene Ontology annotation, biological process: L-threonine catabolic process. Bases 91 to 1209 code for a protein of 372 amino acids.